AUGAAGCUAACCACAUUAGCCACCCUUCUCCUGGCCCUCCUCUUCAUGGCCAACCUCCACGAGUCAAAGGCCGACAAGGACCAGCCACCUGACGGGGUCUCGGCUUUUUGCCAGUCAAAGUGCGACUACCGGUGCUCAGAGGCCGGCCGCCGGGACCGUUGCCUGAAAUACUGUUACAUAUGUUGCGAAAAGUGUCACUGUGUACCGUCCGGGACUUCCGGUAACAAGGACGAGUGCCCUUGCUAUAGGGACUGGAAAACCCCAAAGGGUGGACCUAAAUGCCCUUGA
Messenger RNA from Striga hermonthica, 288 nucleotides. Lineage: Eukaryota; Viridiplantae; Streptophyta; Magnoliopsida; Lamiales; Orobanchaceae. The record is from the annotation of a GenBank genome assembly.